ACGACAUUGAGCGUCGUCGGCGAGGAUGGCGGAGCCCCGUCGACGAGCUACAGGCGAUGCAGCCCCUCUUUACGAUGCUUUUGAUAGUCUUUUCUCAGUUGAGAUUCAUCACAGAGGAUUUCUUUGUGGAACUGGCAGCAAGAGCACAUACAUGGACUAUGAAGUAGCAUGGUUUGACAACUGUGAUAGUGAUACAUGGUCCAUUUUAUGGAUUGAUGAUUUUCUGCGGCAGCUAGGCUAUGACAGAGAAAGUGUGAAGCUUGAUGUUUUCUGGUGUCAGCCUGGAAAGACAUUGGUCGAUGGACUAAGAGAGUUGAAAUGUGAUGCAGACAUCCUUCCAAUGAUAGCAGCAAGCACAGAGCAUGAGAACUUGUUACUGAUUGUAGAUCACGGAGAGUCACGAGAGAGUGUGCUAAGAGAUGACAUUUUUGUUAAUGGGGUUCCUGAACUUCCAAAGGUAAUUACUCCAGGAAAAGAAAGCAAGGGAAAAGAGCAAUAUAGCUGUCUGGAGGAGAGAAGUGUGACAUAUAAGAGGAGGGCAAGGAGGUUAUGUGGGGAAGGUUCAUCCUCGAGUUGUAUUGAUGAAGAAACGGAGGAACAAGAUGGAUUAAAUGCAGCAGAUUUGGAGACAGAUGAAGAUUUCUAUGACAGUGACUUUGACAUAGAAGAUGGGGAUGAUGAUCUAUAUGCAAAAAAUGUAGAUAACGAAGUGGAUGAUCAUAGAGAGAAAGACACGACAUGUGACUAUGAAGCAGAGUUAGCAGAGGAUGCUCUAGAUGAUUCCCACUUAGACUUGUCCACGGAACAGACGGAGAAGUUGAAGUACCACUUCAAGGGGUUUAAUCCAGAAACUGAUUUGAAUAACCCUGUUUUAAGACUUGGUCAGGUUUUUGGUAACGUGCAGGAGCUGAGACAUGCUAUUACAUCUUAUAGCAUCAGAAACAGAGUUCAAGUGAAGAAGACAAGGAACACAUCCACAAAAGUUGUGGCUGUCUGUAGUGGUGAUUGUCCAUGGUAUCUCAUGGGAAGCAAGGAUAACAAAACAUCCAGUUUUGUUAUAAAAAAGUACUGUGAUGAGCACACUUGUACUAAAUCCUGGAAGCUCAAGGGGUUGACAGCUCCUUUCCUAACCAGGAAAUUUAGAGAUGAGUUCAGGGACAGCGAGAAGAUGCCCUUGAAGAAAUUUUCGGAGAAAGUUCAAAUAGAGUACAACCGCAUACCAACCAGGAGCAAAUUGGGAAGAGCCAGAAGAGCAUCAGUGAAGGAGAUAAGGGGGGAGGAUGAUGAUCAGUAUAAUCAGUUGUGGGAUUAUGGAGAGGAGUUAAGGAAAAGCAAUCUUGAUAGCAAGUUUUUCCUAUGCACAAAGGAGAUAGUAGAUGAGAAGACAAAAGAGACAAAAGAGCACUUCUCCACAUUGUAUUGGUCUUUGGAUGCAUGCAAGAGAGGAUGGCUAAAUGGGUGCAGGCCAAUAAUUUUUACCCAAAAUCUAAAAAGUGGCCGCGCACUAUUUGAUGUUCCCGAGCGGCCGCAUCUGCCACACACAUGCAUGUUAUUUUUUUGUCUCGUAGCGCAUGUGGGUGCUGGCAUUAAAUGUGUUCACACUAGUCUCAUCAGUUAGAGAAAACAGAU
This is a messenger RNA of Triticum dicoccoides, 1629 nucleotides long. RefSeq lists its product as uncharacterized. Bases 26 to 1618 code for a protein of 530 amino acids. The record is from RefSeq and is a predicted model, not a curated record. The transcript has 2 exons. Lineage: Eukaryota; Viridiplantae; Streptophyta; Magnoliopsida; Poales; Poaceae.